AUGACAUUGAAUUCGAAUACUCGUUUGGCGAGAUUCAUUCGAUUUUUAGCGUACGACUAUGAUUCGGAAAUUGAUAGAAACGCUUUGUAUCGUCGCAUCGUUGGAGUUAUUGGUGUUAAUGGGUUUAUAGCAUUGUUAAAAAAGCACCGGAAGUUAACGGCCAGUUCAUUAUUCGAUGGUUUGCCUAUCGUUGUUGCUAUACCGUUACUGAGAAGGAUAAUUCGUCAAAGACAUGCCAGCUGGUUCCUGGGUUUAACGAUUGGUCUCUCGCAGCUCAAGGCUAAGCUACCGCAUUGGAUUGUUUCAUACUGGGCUGUAGAAUCUGUUGUAGAUCAAAUCAAGCUCUGGGUUGAUUAUUCCAGUAUAAGCGAACGCCGUUGGAUUCUUCUCAGGCAAUUGGCAGCUAGUCUCUUGAUACCAAUCCUAUACCACAGAAAUCAAUCGAAGGGGAGAUUAUACAGGAUAUUAUUCGAGACUAGAAAACCUUGGAAGGACUUCCUUUUGUUAUUUGUCGCAUGGAAUGUCGUCAAGACUUAUAAGAAUGUGAAAUCCAUCCUUUUGAAAGAGAAGCUUAAGAAGAAUAAAGUGAAUACUUCCUCAAUGACGUUCGAUUCAGAGGCAAAGGAAUCUCAGACACAACAUGGUUCAAUGACAAGGAUACUCAUGCAAAGGUUAGAAGAGUUAAAUGAGUUAUCCGAUAAGAAAUCAAGCGGGUCGGUCAAAGAACGAGUGUAUGGUUAUUUCUUCAGUGACAAUUUUAUCAAAUGUGUAAAAUGGACGCUCUGGAGACAGGUGGUGAUGUUAAUCUUCAACGGUCAACAUUCCAAAUGUCUAAAGCCAUUACAUAAAUCGAUCAUCAUCAUGUUGUCAUUCACUUUGCUGAGCGACCCACAACAUUUAGAUAUUAACUGGGAGCUACUCAAAUACUUGGGGAGAUCAACGUUAUCUCAAGAACUUGGUAGGAUACCACAUUAUCAAAAACCAAUCAUUUUCGCUGCCCUUAGUCUCUCAUAUCUAACCAGGAACCCAAUUGCCUAA
Molecule: messenger RNA, 1038 nt
Organism: Kluyveromyces lactis
Lineage: Eukaryota; Fungi; Ascomycota; Saccharomycetes; Saccharomycetales; Saccharomycetaceae
Gene: PEX35
Product: Pex35p
Exons: 1
Coding region: 1-1038 (345 amino acids)
Source: RefSeq, a predicted model, not a curated record